Talaromyces stipitatus ATCC 10500 is the source of this 1446-nucleotide messenger RNA. RefSeq lists its product as uncharacterized. Lineage: Eukaryota; Fungi; Ascomycota; Eurotiomycetes; Eurotiales; Trichocomaceae. The record is from RefSeq and is a predicted model, not a curated record. Gene Ontology annotation, molecular function: protein-lysine N-methyltransferase activity; protein binding. Bases 166 to 1446 code for a protein of 426 amino acids. The transcript is spliced from 6 exons. Gene Ontology annotation, biological process: peptidyl-lysine monomethylation; peptidyl-lysine trimethylation.
AUCAACGACAGGACUCAUUUAUCAUCGGCUGUAUUAUGCUCAUUUUGACUGCAACGAUGAAAUUAUAGCCAUCUGAGCCCCGGGGAAUUGGAGUAUAUCGGAAUACUGUUCUGAUAUCAGCAAGCUUAUUUCCCACGGAUAUAACAUCUAGAUUCGCAUAGAAAGAUGUCAGCACAUAGUUCACCUGGCAGGCAGCAUACUGCAUUUAUGCAAUGGGCCAUUGAUGAGGGUGUCAAAGUAAACGGGGUAGAGCCCGCCAGAAUUACUGGGAGGGGUUUGGGGAUGAUAGCGACUCGGGACAUACAAGAACAUGAAAUGUUGAUUGACGUGCCAUUAUCAGCUAUGUUGAGUGUUGAUAGCGUACCGUCUGAUUUUGUCAACCUGUUUAGUGGGAUAUCCAUACAAGGGCUUCUCGCAGCAUAUCUCACACAUGGUGAUCCGCGUUGCUUGAAGAAAUACGAUUUGUGGAAAGCUACGUGGCCAACAUACUCUGAUUUUGAAGAGGGAAUGCCUAUUCUCUGGCCAAAAGAACUGGGAGGUUCAGGGUUGAAACAUCCAAUUUCUCCUACGGCAACUACUCAUCACCCUCCUGAUGGCAAGCUACCACCAUCAAUAUCAGGGUCAUGGACCACAAUACGCAAAAAGGCACUUGUGGAAGAAUAUGAGACAAAACAUCAGAACAUUCUCUUUCAACAAGAAAAGCGAUUACAGGAUGCAUGGCGAGAUGUUCUUGCUGUCUUUCCAGAUACGGACUGGGAGACGUUCUCAUAUCAUUGGCUAGUUCUUAAUACGAGGUGUUUUUAUUAUGUGAUGCCCGGAACAGAACCACCGGAGGAUACAAACGAUGCUAUUGCCAUGGUACCGUUUGCUGAUUAUUUCAAUCACACUGAUGAAACGGAAUGCGAUGUGAAAUUUGAUGGGAAGAAUUAUACAUUCCGAGCUAUGAGAGCUUACAAAAAGGGGGAGGAGAUAUACAUGAGUUACGGCCCACAUCCAAAUGACUUUCUCUUCGUUGAAUAUGGAUUCUACCUCGAUCAUAACAAAUCUGAUUCGUUAUUCCUGGACGAUAUCAUUUUUAAAGACUUCACAGUUGCCGAAAAGGAGGAAUUGAUUCAUCAUAGAUAUUAUGGAAACUAUCAAAUCACACUCGAAUCUGGCCCCUGUUUCCGCACCGAAGUCGCAGCAAGUAUGAAAUGCAUGUCUCGACGAAGUUGGAGGAACUACAUCCAGGGCCAUGGCAUUCCACCAAAUUCUGCAAAAGUCAAUGCAAUAAUUAGAGAUUGGAUUGAUAUUUAUCUCAAAGAGGCCAAUGUGACACUGGAGAAAAUGGAAGAGAUAUUCUUAAAGGAGAAAGAUGCCUCGAAACAGUCAAAGAUUAAGGUGUUGAUAGGAAGGUGGGAGCAGAUAAAACAGCUAUGUGAGGGAGUGAGCUCGAAGACCGAUUGA